Messenger RNA from Plenodomus lingam JN3, 525 nucleotides. RefSeq lists its product as uncharacterized. Lineage: Eukaryota; Fungi; Ascomycota; Dothideomycetes; Pleosporales; Leptosphaeriaceae. The record is from RefSeq and is a predicted model, not a curated record.
AUGUCAGACAGCCUGAUUGUCAAAAGCGUGGCAGGAACCUGCAUCACCUUCUCCUUCAUCCUCGCAGGAAACGCAAUCACACAGUCCUACAUGACCGUCCCAUCCCUCCUCGUCGACUUCCCACCUCCAGGCUCCCCCGACCACAAAACGCGUGCCCGCCUUCUCGGUCGCCAAUGGCCUCUCUGCUGGACUGUAGGCAACCAGUUCUUCCGUCCCAUCUCGACGUUGGGGUUUUUAGGGUACGCGUACGCAGGGUUCUCGGUCUACCGUGAGGGCAUGCUUGCGCGCAGUGAUUGGAAGUUGUUUGGUGUUGCGGCAAUAAUGCAUUUAACUACAAUCUUGCACUCGGCGCUCAACAUGCAGCCGCUGAAUGACAAGUUGGAGGCGCUGGCGGAGCGGGCGAGAGAGAAGGAUUUGGACGAAGCGGAGACUGUUGCCAACAGGUGGGCGAGCUGGAAUAGGUUGAGACUGGUUACACCGGUUAUUGCUGGUGGGUUGGCGUUGUACAACCUGCUUUCUAUGUAG